Messenger RNA from Tachysurus vachellii, 2190 nucleotides. RefSeq names its product CUGBP Elav-like family member 6 (gene celf6). The coding region runs from base 1 to 1449 and encodes 482 amino acids. The transcript is spliced from 13 exons. Lineage: Eukaryota; Metazoa; Chordata; Actinopteri; Siluriformes; Bagridae. The record is from RefSeq and is a predicted model, not a curated record. Gene Ontology annotation, biological process: mRNA splice site recognition; regulation of alternative mRNA splicing, via spliceosome. Gene Ontology annotation, molecular function: mRNA binding. Gene Ontology annotation, cellular component: ribonucleoprotein complex; nucleus; cytoplasm.
AUGGCUACAGUGGCGGCGAGCGGAGUGCAGCAAGAGAAUGGCUUCAGCACCGCGAACAGCUCCAGCAGAAUGAACGGCAUUGCAAUCGGUCAGAGCCCCAUUCCCAUGAAGGACCACGACGCCAUCAAGCUGUUCGUGGGUCAAAUCCCACGCAACCUGGAAGAGAAAGACCUCAAGCCGCUCUUUGAGGAAUUCGGCAAGAUCUACGAACUCACCGUGCUCAAAGACAGAUUCACGGGAAUGCAUAAAGGAUGUGCCUUUCUAACUUACUGUGCCAGGGAGUCUGCACUGAAGGCCCAGAGUGCUCUCCAUGAGCAGAAGACUCUGCCUGGGAUGAACCGGCCCAUCCAGGUGAAGCCAGCAGACAGCGAAGGACGGGGAGAAGACCGGAAGCUCUUUGUGGGGAUGUUGGGGAAGCAGCAGAGCGAGGAGGACGUCCGCAGGCUCUUCGAGACGUUUGGCCAGAUUGAGGAGUGCACCGUGCUCCGGGGGCCUGAUGGGGCCAGUAAGGGCUGUGCCUUUGUCAAGUUUUCCAGCCAUGCAGAAGCGCAGGCAGCCAUCAAUAGCCUGCAUGGAGGCCAGACCAUGCCGGGUGCGUCCUCCAGCCUUGUAGUGAAGUUUGCCGACACGGAUAAAGAGCGAACUCUGCGCAGGAUGCACCAGAUGGCAGGACAGCUUGGCAUCUUCAGCCCCAUGACUAUCCAGUUCGGGGCCUAUGGAGCCUACACACACGCUCAGAUGAUGCAGCAGCAGGCAGCAAUCAUGGCAGCCACACAGGGCUCCUAUCUCAACCCCAUGGCGGCCAUCGCAGCCGCUCAGAUGCAGCAAAUGGCAGCUUUCAAUGUCAACGGCCUGGUGGCUGCCCCGAUGACGCCCUCUUCAGGCACCAGCACACCUCCAGGCAUCAGUGCCACAGCAGUGCCCAGCAUCGCUGCUCCAAUCGGGGUUAACGGCUUCAGCGCACUGCCUCCUCAAAGCAAUGGCCAGCCAGCCACUGAACCUAUUUACACCAAUGGAAUCCACCCCUAUCCAGCACAGAGUCCUACAGUGACCGACCCUCUCCAGCAAGCAUACGCCGGCGUGCAACACUAUGCAGCAGCCUAUCCUGCCGCCUAUGCGCCAAUCAGCCAAGCGUUUCCCCAGCAACCGACCAUCAUCCCCCAGCAACAGCGUGAAGGGCCUGAAGGCUGUAACCUGUUUAUCUACCACCUGCCGCAGGAGUUUGGGGACGCUGAGCUCAUGCAGAUGUUUCUGCCCUUUGGCAACGUCAUCUCUGCCAAAGUCUUCGUGGACCGGGCCACCAAUCAGAGCAAGUGUUUCGGCUUUGUCAGCUUUGAUAACCCAUCCAGUGCUCAGGCUGCCAUUCAGGCAAUGAAUGGUUUUCAGAUUGGCAUGAAGAGACUUAAAGUCCAGCUUAAGAGGCCAAAAGAUGCCAAUCGCCCUUAUUGAUUGCACCAACAUCCACAUCCAGGAAGAAGGAUGACAACACCUUAUUUUCACAAGUGCAGUAUAAGUACAAAAGACUUCUUCUCCGCUCUGCCACACGAAAGAAGAGUGGUCCCUUGAUUCUGUGGGAAAACCGUCGAGAGAUGUGAGACUAGAUGAAUGAAGAAACAAGGAGGGAUUUUCUUUUCCGUUUUUUCUUGGCUAAAUAUUUCCUUUUUUAUUUCCUCGCUUUGGCAUCGCAAAACCUGUGGAAGCCGAUUUUUGCAGAGACCAACUUUUUUGCUGCUGUUUUUUUAGACAAGAUGGAGAAAUAUUUAUAGAUACAUUAUGCUCAAAGCAUGCAUACACAGAUAUACAAUCACACAUGCAGUCAAAUACACGUAUCUAUCUCACACACGCGCGCACACACGCAAAACUACAUAAAUUUACAGACACAAACCCUUUGCACUUAGGCUGAUGCAUAAAUGCACUGCAGAAACUUCAUAUUUUGGAUACUGGUUAAUACUAAUAUGUCUAUUUGUAAAUCCAUAUGAUGCUCACACAUGCGCUCACACACACAGACAUGCAUCCACACAGACACACACACACACACACACACACACACUCACACCAGCCUGCUGCCAUUUUGGUUUUCGUGCCUAUACAGGUGUUGUAGUCUGUGCCAGGGAAAGCUCUGGAGAGAUGGAAAAGGAAAUGGUAAUCCAGGAUUAUUUACAUGCAUCAUUCCUUAGAAAAUAGGGACCA